AAGGUUUGGCUUGUAUACUACCAGACGUGCUGCUUGAAACGGCGAACACCUCAAUUGUACACCUAGGUAUCAUGCUCAUCUGCGGCAUAGGCAUUUCGGUACCAGAGCUACGUAUGGCGGGGCAGAUUGACCUCUGAGGAUGUCAUUUUGCUUCGUAAGGUACUGUCUUUGCUGCGCCGAUAACAACCGAUUGAUCGAACGCUCAAUAUGUUUGCUGUGCACCUAGCCAUUCUUGUGGUACUGCCAUUUGUAGUAGCAGCUCUUCGUGGAGCACAGCGACCAUUGAUAAGCGCGCCAAAUGGCGGCCAAGAGCUCAUGCGAGUCUUGAAAGAAGCGUCCGUUAUACCGGAUGUUCUUGACAGCUUCACGCCCAGGGUUACACUUUCCUUAUUCUGGGAGAAUGCCACAGCCGAAUUGGGCAACCUGAUCAAGACGUCACGGCUACAGAGACCGCCAGACGUGCAAUUAAUCGAUCACGUCCCAAAUCCGAGCUCUAGAACCAAGAAGCUGGAUCCAAAGAUGCAGCUCACGGUCGCUAUGACCGAUCCGGAUGCGCCGAGUAGAGAGGAUCCGAAAUGGAGCGAAAUAUGCCAUUGGAUCGCUACCCACAUCCAAUUGACUGACCCUAGAGACAAUAUGAGCGCUCGGGGCGGCUGGAGUAAGGAUCCGGAGACUGUAAUGCCGUACUUCGGGCCUAAGCCUCCUGCUGAGACGGGUAAGCACAGAUACGUUCUCGUAGCGCUGGCGCCGGCAAAUGGGACGACGGAGAGCCUUCACCUGAGAAAGCCCAAGGACCGGCGCUUCUGGGGCUAUCAGGAUGAUAGGAGAGGUUUGAGAGAUUGGGCGGGAGAGAUGGGCUUGGAAGUUGUUGGUGCAAACUUCAUCUAUGCACAGCACGACGAGCUGUGAUAACGUGUCUGUCCGCGCAAACAGUCCCGUUCUGAUCUAUAUCGGCAUCACUGCUCUAAGUCAUUGCAGCCGUUACACCAGCACCCCACUGAGGAAGUGGCAUGCGGCC
This is a messenger RNA of Baudoinia panamericana UAMH 10762, 1018 nucleotides long. RefSeq lists its product as uncharacterized. The transcript has 3 exons. The record is from RefSeq and is a predicted model, not a curated record. Gene Ontology annotation, biological process: regulation of proteolysis; regulation of Ras protein signal transduction. Lineage: Eukaryota; Fungi; Ascomycota; Dothideomycetes; Mycosphaerellales; Teratosphaeriaceae. The coding region runs from base 208 to 909 and encodes 233 amino acids. Gene Ontology annotation, molecular function: phospholipid binding; peptidase inhibitor activity.